This is a messenger RNA of Paramisgurnus dabryanus, 4943 nucleotides long. RefSeq names its product sodium channel, voltage-gated, type IV, beta b (gene scn4bb). Gene Ontology annotation, biological process: regulation of ventricular cardiac muscle cell membrane repolarization; cardiac muscle cell action potential involved in contraction; regulation of sodium ion transmembrane transporter activity. Gene Ontology annotation, cellular component: voltage-gated sodium channel complex; plasma membrane. NCBI's taxonomy places the organism in Eukaryota, Metazoa, Chordata, Actinopteri, Cypriniformes, Cobitidae. The record is from RefSeq and is a predicted model, not a curated record. Gene Ontology annotation, molecular function: sodium channel regulator activity; transmembrane transporter binding.
GAGAGCCAAAUAUUAGCAGGGAGAGAAAGAGAGAUAGAGAGAGAGAGCGAGAGAGGGAGGGCUGCUGUUGAAGAGAGUAUCUGCAGUUGUCCUCAAACCUCCAGUGAUUCAAUGCCCCACUGUUCUGUUUUGCCGGUUAGACUGCGCGUGUGCCCCUCACAAGGUGCGUCAGUGAGAGUGUAUGAAUGCCUGUGUGAGAGCGGGAGUGCACGUGCGGGGAUCGGAACAGUGUGGAGCCACUCAUUCUGCGGACUGAUGCCCUCUGCUUCUGCCAACAGGACGCACAGAUUUACCUGCGCAGCAAAGAGACUGAACAACAAGGACACUUAUGGGACUGUAGAAAAAAGAUUUCUUGGGCGUCCAUGACUUUAAGAACUGGGCAGACCUCUCCUUCUUUUCCUUCUUAAGUUCGGAAUUGCAAACACAAAUUCGCCUACUGUGCCAUUGCGGAGAGUUGGACGGGACCCUUGAUCAAUCAGCAUAUUGAAAAGAGAAGACAUCUGGGAAACUGACAAAAUUAAGAGCUAGGGAACGCUGGUGGAUGUGAGGAAACGAGCAGAGAAGAAAUAGGAGAGCAACAUGGAGACAAAAAGUAGAGGACAUCUGAGAAGAAGAGAAGAUACUUCAGAAAGAACUGUGUGCUGUCUUUUGCUCACACUGAUUUUUGGUGUGUGUUGUGUGCAUGCUCUAGAGAUGUCAACCGGUAAGGUUCCAUUUUUGGAAGCGGUGAAUGGCAGUACAGUUCUCCUCCCCUGCACGUAUUCCAGCUGUAUUGGGAUCAAGGAUCUGUACUUCAAAUGGGAGUUCAAUGAUAAUGGCACCAUGCAGAAGUUGGCUGACGCUGUAAUUCCACUGGAUAACGUGGAUCCUAAAGUGAAUGUCUACCAUAGCAGGGUGGACUAUGUUGGCUCCAGUAAAGGAAAUAAUAUCUCUAUCCUUCUGUGGAAUGUAACGUUUGAUGACGCAGGUGUCUACACCUGCUUUGGCAAAAACCCCAAAGAGAGGAGCAAGAAUCACAGUGCCAUUUUUACUCUGUAUGUGGUAGAGGAAUUAAGGCAGGUUGAUAACACGCUCACAAUCAUCAUUGCCUCCUGUGUUGGUGGAUUCAUUGCCGCGUUAAUGGCCUUCAUGCUGAUAAAGAAUUUCACUCUGUUCGUACUCUCAAAGAUUGAAGAAAAAAAUAAGGAGUGCCUUGUCACCUCCUCAGGGAUUGAUAACACAGAGAACGGUCUGUCGGGCUCUAAAUCAACACCAAAGAAGGCAUGAGAGAGUGCACAAACACAGUUACACAUGCACAUGGAAAUGGCAUGGAUCAGCCAUCAUGUUGCGCCCUCUCUGUUUAUUCAUAUGCGUGUCCACAAGUGCUAUUAGUUACUUUAGUUGCAAAAAGAGCCAUGACAUCAAGACUUAGAAAGUUUCUGUAGAAGAAAUUCCCUUCACAUUGUUUAUUUAUUUUUUUAAGAUACGAAUGAAAAGAGGGGGCAUUAUGUAUUUCUGCAUAUAUUAUAUAUGCAUUUAAAUAUGCACCACAAACAUGCAGCCUCACACACUUUAGUUAAGUGGCUCAUACCAAGCCUGUGGACUGCAUUUCUAAUAUAUCUCUAAUAUAUAUUUAUUUUCAUCUAACAAUGCUUGAAAUGUACGCUGUUCUGUUAUUUGCUCCUUGAACUGGACUGUGAAACUGUGAUGCCUGACUAAAAUGGUUAAGAAAUUGGUGAAGGUUUGCCAACAUGUGCAUUAAGUUAAAGCUAGCUCUAAGCAUAAUUCUUGAGUAAAGGUCUUAUGGUUUUUAAAUACAGAUGAGCUCCUGUUGUCAAAUGGCUGUCAAAUUUGUGAGAAAUCAUUAAUAGUUUAUGUUGCUAUUUUUCACCCUUGACCGAGACAGACAGUCAAUGCUGCUAACGUAACUGUAUGUUUUAAUGCAGUAGUGGAUAGAAACAAAAACAAAAAUAGCAAAAUUCUGAUUGUUAUAAGCAUGGGCAGAAUUUGGCCUUUAUGUAACAGUUGUGAGUCCAGUUCAAUAGAAACAUUUUCCAUCUUUGCUUGAAAUUGAAUCACAUGUGCCUGUUAACGCUUCUGUCGCCACCUAUUGGUGAGUAAGACUGAAAAAUGCAAAACAUUAUAAUGCUAAAAUGAUAAAAGAAUAACAAUAGUAAAACCGCUGCAAAACCGCAAAAGCCCCCAAGCAGUUAGUAACUACAAGCUAGUGAAUGAUACUUGACAAUCCGUAGAAAUCAGUGUCCCCUUAGAUUAAACCCUGAAUGAAACACUGACAAUGCUGCUUCGAAUAAUUUCCUGUGCAUUAUAGCAUGUGCUAAAUGGCCAGAAUUUUUAGGGCUACGUGGCUCACUAUAACUGUAGAAACAAUGCUUUUCUAUUGUACUAUUAAAAUACAUCUGUCAUAUUCUAACUUAAUUAGCAUCAGCUUUAAAACGGAAAAAAUGGCUUGGUUAAUUGCCAUGCCAAACAAAAUAUAAAUACCAAAAAUGGGAAAAAGAAUUGCAAACAGACAUACUGUGACUUAUAAAUCAUAUACAACUCACUCUGUGACAUCAUGAAAAUGCAAUAUUUUAAAGCAAUAAACUUAUCAUAAAAUCAUGCACAACAAUAACAAAAAAAUAGAACAAUGUAAAUAACGAUUAAACAAAUGAAUGUACGUUUUCAGACAUUUCAGGGACUGACGUCAAACAAGGUCUAUUCUUUCAAUUAGAAAUUAAAUAAAAUGUCCCAGUAAUUUAAGAUAUACAGCAGAUAUAGAAUAAAUUUUCACAAAAUGCUUCUAUAAAUAUAUAAACAUACAAAUAUAUCAAAUGAAAGAACUGGCCAUUUGCUUCCAAACAAACAAGCAAAAUGGGAAAAAACUUUCAUCCUAUCUUUAUUAGUUCUCUUUUUAUAACCUGAAUAAAUAUUGGUAGGUUUCUUCAAAAAUACAACAUUUUGAUCAAAAAGCUGAAGUAAUUGCAUUUUUGUAAAGGAAUUUGUUAGAAAUCAGAUUCAGAACGAUGAUCAAAACACACACGGAGUUUAAAAUGUUGUUAAAUAAGUUUUUGCUUAUAAAUUGGUAAUCUAGUGGAUAAUAGCGUUAUUACAGAUUACCGUAAAAACUUGUCAGGAAAGCGUCAUUAGCAGGGAAAUGUUUUCUCUUAAUUGACAAGAUAACUCCUCAAUGGCGGGAAAAGAGUUUAAUGUCAAAAUAAUCCAUUCGAAAGGGGUUUUAGUUGAAAUAUUACAUUUAAUAACAAGAAAUGUUUCAAAUCAAUCAUGCAAUAAAUAAGUGUCAAUCUACCUUGCAAAUACUGAAACACCAUACCCUCCCUGUAGAUCUAAUGUAACUGAAAACCAGUGAGGAUUUUAAAUUUCACCUAUUGGUGGCAAAUUUUCUUGUGAAUCCAUGGUAAUGUCACAAAACUCUCACAAAUCUUCCUUGAACAAAGCAGCUUGAUUUCAGUGCCAAAAAGGGUAAACACCAGAUAAACAGUCAAAUGAUAAUGUUUGUUCAGUAUAGAGCACAAAAAUUGGUGAAAUCUGCACUUUUAAAAACCUGAUAAAAAUGUAUACUGUAUAAUCAUAGCUCUUCUCUCACAUCCGUUGAGUAUUGUUCAUGUAUUUUUAAAUUUCAUUUAAAAAUUAUGUUUUUGUAAGUUUGCAUAGCUAAUGUAAUCGUAAUUCUGUUUCUAAAAAGGUUAGUAAAAUGUAAACCAUAAUCAUAUUAGUUAAAUGGAGGUUGAGUCAGGGUAGUUUAGGCAGUUGCAUUUAAACUAACAGAGUGUUCUGGAUACCUUCUGGCCUUUAUUGAGCUGUGAUGAUAAAGAUUUACAUUUUGAUUCUCACCUAUAUAAUUGCAAAUAUCUUAUAUUUUUAAUGUAUUGCAAGAGCACACAGCAUUUGACAUCAUUAAAGCAAUACACAUUCAGGGGUUCUUUAGCUUCAUUUAAUACAUUAAUAUGUUAUAGAUUGUAAAGGGUUCGUAGUCCUACCUCUAAUUAUUCAAAAAAUACUUUCACCAUGACAAACCUGCAUAUGUUUUUACAUUUAAUAUUUGCACGACUUUGGAAGAAUAGACAUUUUCUCAGGUUGUUUUCGGGUUGGACGUCUCAAUGGCCAGCUUAAUAUGGGCUUUAGGAUCUUAGGGCUUUUUAAUUAUUACAACUAAUUAUUUUUUUAUUAAUUCUUUGAACUAAUGCACUUUUAAAACCACUAACAUAUCAGUUUUGGUUGGGUUAGGAAUUUGUCAUGGCAAUUUAAACAAAAAUUGUUUAAAAUGCAGUUUGGAACUAUGCAGAAUGAUAGAUUUUUGUGCUAGAAUGAGCAUUAUUCUCAUCUUAAGCAAUAUUAUUUUUCUGGAGAGAAAUAUUGAUAUACACUGCUAUCAUAUUAAGAGGGAAUGCAAAAACACACAGUAAGUUGAUGUACAUGUGUUUUCUGUGUUUAUGCAUUUCAUGUUGCAGUUUGAAACAAGUUUCUUUCCGAAAUGUCAUGCAAAAUAAAAAUACAAAAUCCCCAUUUUGAUAUUGAACUGAUCAUGAAUUGAGUGUUUGUACAAAUUCUAAAACAUUCAACUUGUGUCAAAUGUCCAUGUAAUAUGUUGCUUGCAAGCUAUAAAAUAUUAGGCAUCAGAGAGUGGCAGUGACUGAUCAAGACUUAUUCAGAUGCUGUAUAAAAUACUGAGCUAGAUCAGUUUGUUAAACAAUGUAAAACCAGGGGGAAUAAAGGCCUUCAAAUCCAGCAAAGGCUUUAUUGAAAAUUACCUGCUCAUUUGCACCAAUCCUGAGCCUCAAUCUUAUACAGAUGACAUUGUUUGACAUCAGUCCCCUACCAAACUGAAUGCAAAACAUGCUUAAGCAUAGAGGCUCAUUUAAGCCCAAAAUCCUGAAUCUUUGUUUCUGCCGUUUCCUUAAGACAAUGUGCAGGCCUGUUAUUCCCCAUGGAACUGCACAACCAUG